This is a messenger RNA of Ictalurus furcatus (blue catfish), 1875 nucleotides long. RefSeq names its product Monoacylglycerol lipase ABHD12-like. The record is from RefSeq and is a predicted model, not a curated record. Bases 262 to 1341 code for a protein of 359 amino acids. The transcript is spliced from 13 exons. Lineage: Eukaryota; Metazoa; Chordata; Actinopteri; Siluriformes; Ictaluridae. Gene Ontology annotation, molecular function: monoacylglycerol lipase activity; phosphatidylcholine lysophospholipase A1 activity. Gene Ontology annotation, biological process: phosphatidylserine catabolic process; monoacylglycerol catabolic process. Gene Ontology annotation, cellular component: endoplasmic reticulum membrane.
AGAAGCUGAUCUUAAAGUGCACUUAUCAACGUGAAUGGAUUUUUGCCAUCCCAUAAUUUCGUGUUAUUAUUAUCUACAGCAGUGGGCGGUUUCAGACGCAGGCAAAUUGAUCAAAGUCCUAAAAGGGCGGAUUUAUCAGGACGGUAUCUGUUACCGUCCAGCACAUGAAGUAGAAAUUGAUCCAGCCUGAUGUAGUGUGCAGUAGCAGAAACACUCUCACUCUACUGAAGGUUUUCUUCACUGUUGUAUAUCGAGUCCGAGAUGAGAAGGAGAGUUGAUGAAACUGCUGCGUCCAAACGCCCUGAGGGGAAAUCGGUGAAAAGGGAAACUGGUGAAGUGCAAACCAAAACCAGGUCAUCAUGGUGGGUGUGGGUGAAAAGGGGACUGAUAGCCCUCUGCACUCUGUAUGUGGCCACGCCAUUGAUUCUGCAAUUCUUUCCCAGUGUCAUACAAUACCUGGUUUAUAAACACGCCGUAACAUAUUUUGUUGACCUGAGGCGUCCCUGUGAUCUUGGUCUCAAUCACACCGUCAAUAUGUACCUGACCUCAGAAGCAGGAGUGACACUAGGAGUAUGGCACACGGUUCCUGAACAAAAGUGGAAGGAGGCUCAAGGUAAAAGUUUGGAGUGGUAUGAGCAGUCUUUGGGGGAUGGUUCCCCUGUUUUCAUCUACCUCCAUGGCAAUACGGGUAACAGAGCAGCGCCACAUCGUUUAGGAGUUGCCAAUGUGUUAAGUGCUCUUGGCUAUCAUGCUGUGGUUAUGGAUUACAGAGGAUUCGGGGAUUCAACCGGAGAGCCCACCGAGGCUGGAUUAACCACGGAUACACUUUAUCUGUACCACUGGGUACGGGCACGCAGCAAGGACAGUCUGGUCAUCAUAUGGGGUCACUCCCUUGGCACAGGAGUGGCAACUAACACUGCAGUGAAACUACAAGAGCAAGGAAACCCUGUUGAUGCAGUGAUACUUGAAGGUGCUUUCACAGUUGCAGAAAUGCCCAAAGGAUACCCCCAUCCUUUCACCUGGUAUUACUGGAGAUUUCCAUACAUACAGUACUACUUUUCCCAGGACUCUAUUAAAGCAAAUAAAUUUGUAUUGCCCAAUGUUCAAAACUUGAAAAAAAUGACAACUCCUCUUAUGAUCCUUCAUUCUAAAGAUGACCACAUGGUUCCUUUCAGGAUGGCUGAGGAGCUUUACAACACUGCUAAAAGUGUGCUGAAGUCAGAGAAUAAAGUCAGACUGGUGGCAUUUGAUGGAUCCCAUGGAUAUCUUCAUAAUGGACUUUAUAGGGAUCCUGCACUGCCAAAUUAUAUAAGGGAGUUUGUGCAGUCAGUUGCAAAGUAAUCUGAAGGCUUCAAAGGUGGCACCAAGUUAAACCUACAGGUUUUCAUCUUCACAUAUAUGUUUUGCUAUCCUAUUUUAACUUUAGUGAUGUCUGCUUGCAGUUCAGUUUUGUUUUUUGUUUUUUUGUUUUUUUAAAAAGUCAUUCCUGUUCUGAGCUUAUGGUGUCAAUUCAGUGGACACUCUCUUUCUCUCUCUUGCUCUCUAUCUUGCAAACACACACACAUUUGUUAGAUUCCAGAUAAUGCACAUACAUUAUGCACAUCAUGAAUUGAACAUAUAUAAUUACAACUGUGAUACAUCUGUGACUGUUAAACAGUGCAUUUGAAUGAGAAUGAGAAUGAUAAAGGAGUAGUCUUGAAACACUCUUAAACAUCACAAUUCUUAUUUUUUAUUUUUGAUGAUGCCUUGUAAAUCAUGAUGACUACUUUAUAAACAAUAAAAACAAAUGCUAAAAAGCAUUUAUUAAUAAGCUUAAAGAGUUAUUAAAAAAAACAAUGAUGAUGUGUACAAGGAAUAAACAUUAAAGUAUCUGUC